Molecule: messenger RNA, 1155 nt
Organism: Micromonas pusilla CCMP1545
Lineage: Eukaryota; Viridiplantae; Chlorophyta; Mamiellophyceae; Mamiellales; Mamiellaceae
Exons: 2
Coding region: 1-1155 (384 amino acids)
Cellular component (GO): cytoplasm
Molecular function (GO): protein binding
Source: RefSeq, a predicted model, not a curated record
AUGCACAACCCGUUCAAGAGCUCGAAGUUCAAAGGGUCCGGGCAGACGCUCGGGACCAAGGCGGAGGACGAGGAGCGGAAGCGCGCGAAGAGGGAGGCGCUCGAGGCGGCCGCCGCGCGGUCGACGACGGGCGCGUCCGCUCCCCGCGCCGGCGGCGGCGCCGGCGCGGCGGCGCUGAGCCGCGCGGGCGGAGGAGGAAGAGGCGGAGGCGGCGGCGGCAUCGACGUGGACGCGAUGCGGCGCGAGGUGCUCGCGGAGAGGGAGAAGCGCCGAGCGGAGCGCGCUGCGGCCACCGCGGCGGCGGCGGCGUCCGAAGCCGCGAUCGACGCGGACCUCUCGCACCCCGCCUGCGCGUCGAUCGACGCCGCGAUCGCGCGGCUGGCCGCGAUCCCAGAUCGCGCGGUGGCCGUCGGCGCGGCGGCGACGCUCGCGAGGGUCGUCGCGAACGUCGCGACGUCGCCGGAGGACGCGAGGUACCGGAGGCUUCGACUCGCCAACGAGAAGAUCGCGGCGGCGACGACGCGCGCGGACGGCGGCGUCGCGCUCCUCGAGGCGCUGGGCUUCGUCGCGAUCGAGGAGCCCGAGAGCGGGGACGCGUUCUUGGCGCUGCCGGAGAGCGUGCGGGAUGUCGCGCCGUUUCAGGUGGCGAUACGACGGUUCGUGUCCGCCGGGUUGUUGUCGCGGGCGGCGGCGUCGGCGUUGACGACGCCGAAACCGCCGCCGAGGGCGGAUCCGACGAAACCACCGAGUAACGGCCGAGAAACGCGCGUUUUCUUACCCGCGGUGACGUGCGCCGCCGCGGUGACGGAGCUCCCGGACGAGUACUUCAAGCGCGACGCGAGCGAGAUCCAGGCGGAGUUUAAAGCCGCGGCGGAGCGACGCGAGAACGCCGGCGCGCUCAUGACCAAGGCGUGGAGAGAAAAAAAUAUGAAUAAAAACGGCGACGACGACGACGACGACAAGGCCGACGCCAGACCGGUGACCGUGCGCGUGCGCGUCCCGGACGGGUGCGUCUUGGAGGGGAAGUUCAUGCCGAGGGAGCCGAUCGCGGUCGUGCGCGAGUGGGUCAGCGGCGCGCUGAGGGAGCACUUUCGCGCGUUCGCGUUGAGGUGCGUUCUAUACGCUGGUCCCCAUACGACCGCGUUGGCGUGGUGA